This is a messenger RNA of Fusarium subglutinans, 726 nucleotides long. RefSeq names its product glutathione S-transferase. The transcript has 5 exons. The coding region runs from base 1 to 726 and encodes 241 amino acids. Lineage: Eukaryota; Fungi; Ascomycota; Sordariomycetes; Hypocreales; Nectriaceae. The record is from RefSeq and is a predicted model, not a curated record.
AUGUCAGCUGAGAAUACCAUCACUCUCUACUGCGAAGGCACUCCCAACCCACUCAAGAUCUCUAUUGCACUUGAGGAACUGGGCUUGAAAUACAAUAAAGAGGAGUGGUUUCUUGACAUCAACCCAAACGGUCGUAUCCCAGCCAUCGUCGACUCAGACGAGCAUGGCAACGAACUUAAGAUCUGGGAAAGCGGCGCUAUCUUGCAGUAUCUUGUGGAACGGUAUGACAAGGACCACAAGAUCUCGUAUCCCCGUGGUACCAAAGAGUACUGGCAGAUGACGAGCUGGCUCUUUUGGCAAGUUAGUGGUCUCGGCCCUAUGCAAGGCCAGGCAAACCACUUUGAGAUGUCUGCUUUUGGUGAUUAUCCAUAUGCUCUGAACCGAUACGUCAACGAGACGCGCCGCCUCUACCGAACGAUGGACAAGGCUCUUGCAGAAAAUCCAUCUGGAUAUCUUGUUGGCAAUCAUCUUACCAUCGCCGACAUCGCCAUUUGGCCAUGGACUACCGCAUACAAGUACAGUGGCCUCUCCCAGAUUGACGAGUUCCCUCACGUCAAGAACUGGAUGUACAGGCUCCUUAAGCGUCCUGGUUUUGAGAAAGGACGCAAUGUGCCCAGUCCUCAUAUUUACCUCCAGCUCAAUGAGUUGCCGGACGAAGAGCUGAAGAAGCUGGGAAGGGAGAGAUCGGUUUGGGUUCAGGAAGCUAUGAAGCGUGAUGCUGAGUGA